Messenger RNA from Onthophagus taurus, 3219 nucleotides. The record is from RefSeq and is a predicted model, not a curated record. NCBI's taxonomy places the organism in Eukaryota, Metazoa, Arthropoda, Insecta, Coleoptera, Scarabaeidae.
AGUUGGUAACGGCAUUGUUUGACACUGGUUUUGAAUUGGUUUGAGGUUAACUUUUUUAAACAUCGGUAGCCAAAAACGCUUAUUAUAGAAAAUAUGGAAAUUGAUCAAACUAUAAAUGAUAUGAGGCCAGGAAAUAUACUGCAUAUAGUUAUGGAAAACUUUGUAACAUAUACAAAAGCAAGUUUAUCAAUGGGGCCUAAUAUAAAUGUGAUUUGUGGUCCAAACGGCACAGGAAAAUCAACAAUAGUUGCAGCAAUUAUUUUAGGAUUAGGUGGUAAUCCAAAACAAGUUGGUCGUGGAACUAGAGUUUCAGAGUAUGUAAAGCACGGUUGUACAGAAGCAAAGAUACAAAUUAUUUUGUACGACCCCAACAAGUCUUCCAAGAACGUUUUGAUAACAAGACAAUUUACUACAUCUAAUCACACAGAAUGGAAAAUAGAUGACAAGAAAGUUUCAAUAAACGAUGUAAAAGAUUACACUACAAAGUUUAAUAUUCAAAUAAAUAAUUUGUGUCAAUUUUUGCCUCAAGAUCGAGUUCAAGAAUUUUCAAAGUUGAAUAAACAAGAUUUGCUAAAACAGACUAAAAUUGCUUUGUGCAGAGAGGAUUUAGUGCAAAAGAAAGACAUAUUAGUUCAAACUAUGAUUGAUUUCAACAAUAGCCAUAAAAACUUAGAGAAAAACAUUGAAAAGUUACAAGCUGCUAAAAAUCUUAUUAUGCAAUUAGAUGGAAAAGUUAAAAACUUGGAGAAGAAGAAAGGGUAUCUUAAAUCAGUUAAAGAUAUUAAUAGGAAGAUUGCGUGGAUAAAUUAUGAGGAAAUUGUUUCAAAAAGAAACGAAGUCAAAGAAGAUAGAUCUAAAGCAAGGGAAUUGUUGAAUAAUAGAAAAAAGGACUUAGAACCUAAAGAAAAACUUGUUAGGGAGUUUCAAGAAAGUAUAAAACAAUUUCAAAUAAAAAUUAACAAUACAGAUACAUCAAUGAAAAAUACACAAGCAAAAAUCACAAGCUUAGUAACAGAAAUAACAUCAUUAAAUGAAGAAAUAAAUGGUCAAAAGCAACAGAUGGAAUCACAACUAAAAGAGUUGUCCCAGCGAGAUAUAGAUAUAGCAAAUUAUACAAAAAAGAGACAAGCUUUGUAUAAUGAUAAAAAUGAAAUUAUUUCAAAAUAUGGAAAUGAAAAUGAAAUGAAAUCUUCCAUCUCCAAUGUUAAUCAAAAUCUUACAAAAUUAAUGGGUGAUCGUAAUCAUUUGGAUAAUAAGAAAUCGGAAUACGAAGAUUUAAAACGAAAUAAUAUGUAUGAAAGGCAGGGUAUGGAAAAUCAUCUUCGUAAUAUGGAAAAUAUAAAAGAUCAACGUUUAGAGUAUUUAAGAAGACUUGAUAAUGGCGCUUACCAAGCUGUGAUGUGGUUAAGACAAAAUCAACUGGAUUUUAUUGGAACUGUUUAUGAACCAAUGAUAUUAGAGUUAAAUGUAAUUGAUCCCAAACAUGCGUUAUAUCUUGAAAACGUUGUGGCAAGAAGAGAUAAAAUUGCAUUUGUUUGUACAGAAAAGCAAGACAUGAAUCUUUUAAUUCGUGUGCUUAGAGAUCAACAUAAUUUUAGCGUCAACAUUUUAUAUUCGGAAGAUCGUAACGAUCAAAACUUAAAUAUGUAUCAACCAAAAAUUCCGAUUGAACAUUUAAAAAAAUACGGCUUUUUUGCGUAUUUGAACAGUUUAGUGACUGGCCCAAAAGCAAUUAUGAAGUAUUUGUGUAAAAAUUAUUGCAUUCAUCAAAUUCCAAUUGGAAAUGAAAGCACAAACAAUCAUUUUGAGGCUAUUCCUGCUGAUAUACGAUUAUUUUUUAGCGAUAAAAGUAGAUUUUCUAUUUCUUAUUCCAAAUAUACAAACCAAAAAAUUAGCAAACAAGAUAGUAUUAGUACAGAUGGAAGUUUUUCGAUUUCUAUUGAUACAAGAAAACUUAAUGAAGUGAAAAGCAGAUUAGAAGUUCAUAAACGAAAUUUUGAAAAUUUGAUUUCUGAAGAAAAAUCGUUAAAUGAACAAGUUGGAAAACUAUUGGAAAUGAUUAAAAAAGAAAAAGAUGUGAUGAAUUCAGUGAAACAAGAUCAUCAAAAAUUACGAAUGAUUGAAGAAAAAAUUAGUCGAUAUCAUCAAAUACUCGAACAAUUUAAAAAUGAUACUCAAACUGUAACUCAAAUUGAAGCUGAAACUAAACAGAAAAUUAAUAUUAUAAUUAAGAAAAUGAAAGAAAAAAAUAAACCACUUAAAACAUACAUGACCGAGUAUAAUAAUUACAAAGUAAUAGAAAAUGUAACUAAAUUAAAAUUAGGAUACGGAAAAGAUAAAGUAAUAACAUUAAAAAAUGAAAUAAUAAACAUUCAGGAUGCUUUUAAACGCGAACAGGAACUUUACGAUAAUUUAACAAGUUAUUUAAAUACAUUAACAAACGAGGCUAAAAUAUCACUUGAACGUGCUAAGAAGCUAUCGAACGGUUUUACGCCAGCUGAAGAUGGUUUCGAACCGUUCCGUGAAAUAUACGAUAAACUUGACGAUACAAUUGAAAAGUUAAACGAACAAAAAGAAACGAUUCAAAAUAAAAUUGAAUGUUUAAACUCGGCCGACGAAAACGAAAUUCGUAAAUAUGAAGAACAAGUUCAACUGGCUACACAAUUAGAAGAAAAAGUUGAAAAUGCCAAUAAAGAUGGUGAUUUAAUGGAACGAAAAAUUGAAACACUCGAACGCGAAUAUUUAGAGCCACUGGAAUACGUAAUCGGUCAGAUUAAUGAAAAAUUUCGAGCGGCUUAUGAACGAAUGGGUUGUGCGGGUGAAGUUACUGUAUUUAAAGGGGAUAAUCCAAAAGAUUAUGAUAAUUAUGGUAUUUCGGUUAAAGUUUCGUAUCGAAGCGGGGAACCUUUACAAGAAUUAAACAGUUUAACGCAAAGUGGUGGUGAAAAAGCUGUGGCUACAGCUACUUAUAUGCUAUCAAUGCAAGAAUUAACACCGGUCCCAUUUAGAUGUGUUGAUGAAAUAAAUCAAGGAAUGGAUGAAACUAACGAAAGGAGAAUUUUUAGAUUACUUACUGAAACUGCCGCUCAGCCAAAUACAGCCCAAUAUAUUCUUGUUACACCUAAAUUAAUUCCAAAAUUAAGUUACGUCAGAAAUAUGAUGGUUCACUGCGUUUAUAGUGGUCCUUUUUUAAAUCUUUAAUAAAUAUGUAAUAAAGUA